AUGAAAAUUGUUUUAUUGUUAUUGUCGAUUUGUCUUUCAUUUGUAUUAAGUGAAAGUGUAGAUGUGAAAAAUAAAUGCACAUGUCCCUAGAUUUUAACAAUUGAGGAGUGUAGUAUAGAUUGUGAAUGGAAUUUUGUUGAAGGUAAAUGCAGUGUUUCAAAACUUCCCUUAAUAAGAACAAGCUUUUGUAAAUACUAGAAAGAUAAUUGCAAUAAGACAAUUGGUUGUGCUAGUUAUUAAGGAAUUUGUGUUCCUUUCACUGGAUGUACGGUAAUCAAAGAAAAUACAAAUCUUAAAUGCCAAAAAUAUUAAUAACUUUGCAUAACUGAUGGUACAAAAUGUGUUGAAAAAACUAUAUGUGAAAAUUACAAAACUAGAUUCUCUUGUCGAAAUAAUUAUGUUGAUAAUGAAUGGCAAGGAUUUUGUUAUUGGGAUCAAUAAAAAUGCAGAAAAGCAUAAAGCUGUAAUGAACUUUCAUCUAGCUUGAAAAAUGAUGCAGAAUGUAGAAAUUAGUUAAAGUGGUGUACAUUUAAAUAGGGAGGAGGUUGUGAAGAUUCAGGAGAAUAAUGUUAAGAUCACAAAUUUUAACAACAAUGUAUAACAAAUAGAAGGGGAAACAUAAAAUGUUACUGGGAUGAUUAAGCUUGUUAUGAUUAUAGUUGUAAGUAUAUUACAAAAGAUUGUUUAAAAAAUGGAUGUUCAAUAGAUAAGGAUUCAAAAUGUAUAGAUAGAGUAGAGUGCAAAGAUUAUAUGUUAAAAGUAUCAUGCACUUAUAAUAAAUAAAAUUCAGAGUGUUUUUGGGAAGAUAACACAUGUAGAAUAAAAAAAUGUGAGAAUGCUAGUACAAUAAGAUAAACAAAUUAAUAGUGUUAAGAGAUUGAUCCAUAAUGUAUUACAAAAUUUGGAGGUGGAUGUAAAGUGAAUGGAGAAUGUGAAGAUGCUGAUAAUAAAGCUGGAUGUUCUUAAAAUAAAAAAGGAGAUUAUUGUUAUUGGAAUGGGUAUUAAUGUGUACUAAAAUAAUGUUAAUGGGCGCCAAUUAGUUCUGAUAAUAAAGAUAAUUGUAAAAGUUUUAAAUAGGAUUGUGUUUAUAAUAAUCAACUUUAAUAAUGUAUUGAAGAUGGAUGUUAUGCUUAAUAAAAUAGAACAACCUGCGUUCAAAUUAAAGAAUGUAAUUGGUAAAAUAGAUGUGAUAUAAAAACUUGUGAGACUGCUGGAAAAGAUAUAAAGUAUACUUCUCAUUAGGAUUGUCAGAAUUAUUUAUCAAAUUGUACAUUGAAUAGUUCAGGAAAAGGAUGCAUGAUGAUUAAAUAUUCAUGCACAGAUUAUACAAGAUAAAUGCAAUGUUUUAAAUCGAUUAUAAGUAAAUGUACUUGGAAUAAUAAUCAAUGUCUUAAUAGUUAAUGUGAAUAUUUAAAUUAUAAAACACAUUAUGAAUGCAAUAGUUAUUUGUAAAAUUGUACAACUGAUGGAACUAAAUGUAUUUAAUUAAAAUCCUAAUGUAAAUAAUAUACAUUAGAGGAAUCAUGUAAUAUAACUUCACAAGAUUUCCCUUGUUUUUGGACAAAAGACUAAUGUUAAGAUUUAACUUGUAAUCUUAUUCCAAAAUCUUAUAGUUUUAACACUCAUCAAGAAUGUAAUACUUAUUAACGAUAAUGUACUGUAUUAGAUAGAAUUACAGGAUGUAUUGUAACUCCAAAUGAUUGUGAGUUAUUAAAUUAAGAUUAAUGUUUUGGAACUAAAUGCAUAUUUUCUCAAGGAAUAUGCAGAGAUAAAACAUGCUAAGAUUAUAAAGGUGAUGUUACAUAAUCUAAUUGUGAAGCUUAUAUUACAGGUAAAAAAUGUAUGGCAGGUCCAGGAUUAAUACCAAAUAGUUGUGUUGAUAGAGUAAAUUAGUGUAGAGAAAUUGUAAAUGAAUUUUAAUGUAAUGCUGCUAAAGAUAUUAAUGAUGAAAAAUGUAGAUGGGUAUUAUCUAAUUGUUUAGAAUGGUCUAAAAACUUAUAAAGAAAAGACAAGGAUAGUAGUUGUCCAAAUGAUUGGAUACUCUAUGAUAAUGAUACUUUAUGUAUUAAAACAAAAUCAUGUACUGAUGUAGGAAUAGCUACAAUUGAUUAUACAAAUGAAAUAUGCGAAAAUUAUUCUAUUAAUUGUAUGAGAGAUACUGAAAAGAGUUGUAAAUAAAAAGAAAAAUAAUAAAAAGAUGGAUGUGUUUUUUAUUUAAGUAAAUUCAAUUGUAUAUUAAAUACAAAUUGUUAUUGGUCAUCUACUACUAAUACUUGUAUUUAGAUUAAAAAUGAUUGUAAUCUUUUAACAAAUAAAGAUGAUUGUUAAGGUAAUCGAGAUAUUUCAGGUAUACUUUGUAAUUGGAAUAAUUAAUCUGAAUAAUGUGAAGAUAUUUGUGUUUCAUUAAAAUCAGUUAAUUAAAAAUGUUCUAUUUUAAAUUCCAAAUGUGUACUUAAAGGUAAUUAACCUGAUAAAUGUGUUAAAUAAUUCACAAAUUGUUCUGAUUAUAUUACUUCAUAAACUGAAUGUGAAGACGAUUCUAGAUGUACAUACAAAACAUCAUUAGGAAAAUGCUAAGAAAAAUAAUGUUCUGAUAUUACAGAUAAUUCAACACAUUCUCAAUGUAAUUAAUAUAAAUCAGAAUGUACUGUUGCUUAUCCAGGAGGUUGCAUUAAUUUAUUACCAAAUUGUAGUGAUUAUAAGAGUCAAAUCUAAUGUUAUAUUAAUGAUAAAUCUAAAACAUGUAUGUGGAUAGAAUCAAAAGGAUGUGUAGAAAGAAAAUGUUCAGAAAUUAUUUUUGAUCCAACUAAACCUAAAACUCAAUGUUUAUAAAAUUCUAGUAAUUUAAGUUGUAAUAUAAAUCUUUCAGAGGAUGCAUGUGAAGAUUUAAAAGAUUCUUGUAAUAAAUAUUCAAACCAAGAAUAGUGUCAUAAAUAAUCGGAUGAUUAUGAAUGUAUAUGGAAAAAUGAUGAAUGUUAAUAGGCUGCUUGUUACAAAAUAGUUUUAAAUAAUUAUUCUCAUUUAGAUUGUUUAGGAUAAUUUAGUAAAUUAAAAUGUACUGUUAAUGAAUCAAAGAAUGGGUGUAUAGAUAUAAAAUCAGAUUGUAGAAAGUACAUAAGCGAAGAGUAAUGUUAAAAGACUUUAAAUGAUGAGGUUUGUGUUUGGAAUUAAAUUUAUUAAUCAUGCAAUUAUAAAACUUGUAAAGAUGAGAUACCAGAAGAUGUAAAAUGUUCCGAUUAUCAUUCUACUUGCAUAGAAGCAUAAUAUCCUUGUAGAGAGACAAUUUGUGAAGAUUUUUAUUAUGAUAAUGACGAAGAUUGUAAAAAGCAAAAUAAAUAAUGUACAUCUAAUGGUCGUUAUUGUAUAUAGAGAGGAACAUGUGAAUAAAAUUAGUAUGAAUAAGCUUGCAACAUUGAUAUUAAUAAUAGAUAUUGUAAUUGGAAUUCUGGGAAAUAACAAUGCCAUUAUAUUUAAUGUCAUGAUGCUCCAGCAACAAUAAUAUAUUCUUAGGAUUGUGAGUUAUAUUUUCCAAAUUAAAAUUGUGUAACAAAAUAUGGAGGAGGAUGUAUAAUAAUAACUAGUUGUUCAGAUUAUUCACUAAAAGGAUUAUGUGAUGAUAGUAAAUUAUUUUAAUGUAUUUGGGAGAAUGAAAUUUGCAGAUAAAAAGUAUGUACAGAUUUUAAGAGUGGAAAUCUUUUAGAUUGUCAAUAAAAAUAACUUAAUUGUAUAACGGAUGGUACUACUUGUGUUGAAAUGAAGUAUUGUUCAUAAUUAUCUUAAUCGAAUUGUUUUUUUGGUAUUGAAGGUAAUUGUUUGUUUUUGAAUGGUAUUUGUUAACCUUAUUAAAAUUGUUAAUCAAUCUCAUUAAAAACUCAUUCUGAAUGCUAUGAGAAUAUAUAAAACUAAUGUACAACAAAUGGAAUAAAUUGUAUUCCUUUAACAUUUUGUGAAGAAUACAAUGAUAAAAUAUCUUGUGUUAAGGGAAUGAAUGGUGAUUGUGCUUGGAAUGAUUCUAAAUGUUCAAUAUUUUCAUCUUGUGAUAAAUAUUUAUUUAAAACUCACCAAGAAUGCAAUUCAAUUAAUCAAAGUUGUACUACUGAUGGAAAUAGUAAAUGUAUACAACUUAAAGAAUGUUCGAAAUAUGAAACUGAAGAAAAUUGUAAAUUAGAUUUAAAAGGAAUAAUUAAGAAUGGUGGUUUAAUAACUUAAUUAGAUACAUGUUUAUGGAUUAAUAGUUAAUGUUAAAAUAUUAAAUGUGAAAAUCUUUAUGGAUCUGAUCAUUAAAAAUGUUAUGAAUAAUUAUCAAGUUGUACAAGUGAUAGAACUAAAUGUAUUUCUAUGAAAACUAAAUGUUCAGAAUAUUCAACUGAGAUUUGUGAAUCAGCAUUCAGUUUAGAAGAUGGAAAAUGUAUUAAUAUUAAUUCUACAUGCUCUUAAUUUGAUUGUUCUACUAUUGUUUUAGAGAAUUAAUGUAACAAUUUAAGUCAUUGUAGAUUUAUUAAUAAAGCAUGUUAAUUCUAUAGGAAAUGUCAAAAUUAUAAUACAGAAAAAGAAUGUACUAAAGGAAUUGAUGGAUAAUGUCUCUUUAAGAAUUCUAAAUGUUAAUUAAUGACAUCAUGUACUGAUACAAAUCUAUAAGAAUUUUGUGAUCCUAAACGUUGUUAUUAUAAUAGUACUUCAUCAAAUUGUUAAGCUUUUACAUGUGAAAAUUAUGGACUUUAAAAUCCUUGUAGUCCAUUCUAUAAUUAUUAGAAAACUAUCCUUACAUAUUGUGCUUUUGACGAUAAAACUAAAAAAUGUAUAGAAAGUACACCAACCUAAUAUAAUGCUAGUGACUGUUAUACUAAAUCAUUUAGAUAUUUCUCUAAUUAAAACAACAUAUGCAAAUCUUGUUUACAUAAUCCUUUAAAUCCUCCUAAUAAUAUUACCGAUAAUAAAAAUAAUGAUACUAAUUAAACCAAUGAUCCUGUAAGUUUUCAUGGAUUAAUAGUUAGUAUUCCAUUAAUUUGGUUAUUAAUUAUCAAAUGA
Molecule: messenger RNA, 5028 nt
Organism: Paramecium sonneborni
Lineage: Eukaryota; Ciliophora; Oligohymenophorea; Peniculida; Parameciidae
Source: the annotation of a GenBank genome assembly